Porites lobata is the source of this 477-nucleotide messenger RNA. The record is from the annotation of a GenBank genome assembly. NCBI's taxonomy places the organism in Eukaryota, Metazoa, Cnidaria, Anthozoa, Scleractinia, Poritidae.
AUGAACACCCAGUCCACGCCCCAGCCCACCGUGGUUGAGGACGCCGCAUCAAAGGAAAUCGAGGCAUUGACGAACACCGUGGCUGCUGGUAGGCUAACUUUUUCAACCAGGAAACCAGAAGAAACGUUUUCGAGCGUCACUUUCGACCUCGAAUCUCGGAUCUCAGAUCGUGUCAAGGCAAAGAUUUGGGCGAACGAAAAUGUAGAUUUUGGUUCACUCCUCACAGUGUCCCCGGACGAGUCAAAGUAUCGUAUAUCUGUCACGGAUGAUCACGAUCACCCUAGUCUUUGCCUUGAGCACGUUAAACCAAAGCGGCGUAGCUUGACUAUCGACCAAUGGCUGACCGCGUCUAAUGUAUUUGUGGCUGUUUAUACAAUUAAGACUCCUAGUGCGAUAAGCUCCCUAAAGAAGUAUUGUGAGGUGGUUCGGGACAUCGCAGCAAAGCAAGGUAAUUGGCGUUAUUAUGACGAACAAUAG